UUACACUUUGAAUAAUUAUCGUGCGACAUGAAGAAUAUUAUUUAUAUUGAAGUAGCUAUGUUUUCUAAAGAUUGUCACAGCUGUAUAAGAUCUUCUCAAUACUUAUUUUUUUAAUUAUAUUUCCGUCUUGUACUUCUCAAAAUGAUAUCUGACAUGAUAUCUGAAGCUCGAUCAAGUAUUUAUCGUACAAAGUUUAAAUGAUUUCUAAAUAUAAAUGUCUCGUAAUAUAAAUGUCUCAAAGAUAAUUGCAGUGAUUCUGUUAAGAACAGUAGAUCAGUAGAUGAAGUUUUAAAAGUUUUAUUCGAUAUAAUCUUACUAGCUGUAGUUAAAAUUUUAAAAUGAAAAUUAUUUUCUAAACGUAAGUGUACUCUAUAUGUGAGAUUUAUAAAAAUUAAUAAAAUUCUUUAACAAUUUAAAAAUAUUAGAAAAUAGCAAAUAUUAACGUAAAAUUAUAUUUUUAUAAAAUAAAUUUAUUCUGUGUUGUACAUUUUACGCUAAAAGGUAAACACAUUGUUGUAGCAUAUCAUAUUAUAUAGGUACUAUUAAUAUUUACAUAUUAAAAAAAAGAGGUAAAACAGAAUUCUAUACCCUUAAAUCAUAAUGAUCAUUAUUUUACUGCUACUAUGUUCUUCUCUUAUAUUGUUAUAUUACUAUAUUCUACAUUAUGAAAAAUUCGUACGACCUAUUAAUAAAAUACCGAGUAUGCCGUCAUAUCCAUUGAUCGGCCAUCUCUUACAUUUCUGGAUGGCUUCACCGGAAGACUUGUGGAAGUUAAUACGUUCAAUGGCUGUGACUUAUUAUCCAAUUUCUAACUUGUGGUUAGGUCCAAUUGCUGCAGUUGGUAUUCGUCAUCCAGAUGAUAUAGAGAAAAUAUUAAGCAGCACAACACAUCAUCUUGCAAAGGGUUAUUUAUAUAAAUAUUUACAUCCUUGGUUGGGAACUGGUCUAUUAACUAGUAAAGGAAUAAAGUGGCAUAAAAGGCGAAAGAUACUGACACCUACAUUUCAUUUUAAUAUAUUAAAACAAUUUGUUGAGAUACUGAUUAAGGAAGGAAAUCAUUUAACACAAUCCUUGAAAAAUUCUGAAGGUUCUACAAUCGAUAACUUGGUGUUCUUUAUCAGUAAACACACGUUGAAUGCAAUAUGUGGUAAAUCAAUAUGUAUGCAUCCCCUUUUUCAUACACACACACACACACACACACACACACACACACACAUUAUAACUUACAGAGUAUUGAGACCGUGGCUAGUUUUCGAUAUAAUAUUUGCAUUAACAUCAAUGGGUAAAAAGCAAAACAGAUGUUUAAAAAUAUUGCAUGGAUUCACGGAAAAAAUUAUCGCAGAGAGAAAAAAAUAUUAUGAAUGCAAUAAAGGUCAUUUAGAAAAUUUUGCUGAUAUAACAGACGAUAAGUUAGACGAAAUAGACGAUAAGCAGGUGAUAGGAGUAAAAAAAAAACGACUUGCUAUGUUGGAUCUUCUGAUAUCGGUGGCUCGUGAUAACGAAAUUAAUGAUUUAGGCAUUAGAGAAGAAGUCGAUACGUUUAUUUUUGAAGGGCAUGAUACUGUAGCGACGGGUUUAACUUUUGCAAUAUUGUUAUUAGCUGAGCACAAAGAUAUUCAGCAACGUGUCAGAGACGAAGUUAAUGCCAUCAUGCAUGCAAAUAAAGGAAAACUUACGAUGUCAGCGUUAAAUGAUAUGUCUUAUUUGGAGAGAUGUUUGAAAGAAUCAUUACGGUUAUAUCCUAGUGUCCCUUAUGUAAUGCGAUCCGUAUCAGAAGAUGUAAAUCUGCACUCAUAUUUGAUACCUUCUGGCACACUACUAUAUAUCGGUAUCCAGGAGGUUCAUAGAGAUUCCAAUUUCUGGCCAAAUCCAGAGGUAUUCGAUCCAGAUAGAUUUUUGCCUGACAAAAUCCAAAAUCGUCAUCCUUAUUCCUACAUACCAUUUAGUGGAGGACCACGAAAUUGUAUAGGACAACGAUUUGCUAUGUUAGAAAUGAAAGCUAUGAUAGCACCGUUGAUAUACAAUUUUUAUUUGGAGCCUGUAGAUUAUUUAAAGGAUCUUCGUUUCAAGGUGGACAUUAUAAAUCGUACUGUAGAUCCUAUCCGAAUACGAUAUAUUCCAGUCGAUCAAACGCAAUCGACUUUAUAACAUUUAAUACCAGAUAAUUUUAUUAAAUAAGAGGAAAUUAAUUUUCUUUAAAUCUCUUAAUAUAAAAAACUUAUUCGAAUUGUUGUAUUUUAUUAAAUAAUACAUGUAUCUAUGUA
Molecule: messenger RNA, 2264 nt
Organism: Pogonomyrmex barbatus (red harvester ant)
Lineage: Eukaryota; Metazoa; Arthropoda; Insecta; Hymenoptera; Formicidae
Product: cytochrome P450 4C1-like
Molecular function (GO): heme binding; iron ion binding; monooxygenase activity
Source: RefSeq, a predicted model, not a curated record